Armigeres subalbatus is the source of this 2541-nucleotide messenger RNA. Its product is annotated as titin homolog. The coding region runs from base 332 to 2215 and encodes 627 amino acids. The transcript is spliced from 3 exons. Lineage: Eukaryota; Metazoa; Arthropoda; Insecta; Diptera; Culicidae. The record is from RefSeq and is a predicted model, not a curated record.
AUUUCAAUGUUUAGUCGAAUGAAAACGGUCGUCGCGAGGUGUAUUUGAUUGGCUCGCGGUACGGACUUUAAGGUGCGCGCGCCCUAUUAAAGUAUUCUAGCGGGAUCAAGAUCGAUCGGGGUGUGCUGCUGUGGUGGGGGUUACUUGUGUCUGAUUGUAUAUGCAAGAACUGUGUUCUUAGUGGAGCUCUAACUCUAUAGAAAAUAGUAAACAGAGUGGGUGGAUAGGAGGAAAGCGAUACGGUGUGAAGUGUGGCGGAAGAAAAACUGGUCUAGUUGGUAUCCUUGUAGAGUGGAGGGUUCAGCCUGGAGCGGAGAUUUUCAACACUGAAAUGAGAAUCAUCCCGGCUAUAUUUCUGGCGACGGUGAUCGUCAUCACCGUGGCAUUCCCAACACCCCAGGAGAGCAAAACGACAUCCAAAACGGAGCCCGACGAACAUGUGCUGAUGGUGAAAAAGAUAGAUAUCCACGUUGAGGUCAAGUCUCUACCGGUUGAAAAGGACACACCAACAACGGCCUUAGUUUCAGAAAUUAGUGAGCUCUUAAAAAAUCCCAAAAAAGACGUAGAAAGCCCUGAAACUCCGAAGCUUGCAGAUGCGGAAACGCCAGCUCCAGCUAAAUCAUCGGAGUCCAUUGAAUCCUCAGAGGUGGUUAAAACGCCAGAAGCGUUAAAGUCGUUUGUAACUGAAACAUCACCAGAGGAGCUAAAGCCGGUAGAAGUGGUUAAAGAAACACCGAAGGUUGUCGCAGACUCUUCAAAAGUGGCUGAUACAGCCGGAGCUGAAGAAGGGCCAGCGGAAUUAAAGGACGAGAAAUCCGAUGUAAAGGUACUACACACUUCGCUAGACCAAGCUGUUGAAGCUACAUCCAAGCCCAAACCAGCCAUAGUAGAAGCUUUGCAACAAUCUGUUAUCGACGCAACAGCAGAGACCAAGUCAGAUGCAAGUGGAGUUGAAAAAACAGUUCCUACAGAACCGAGUCAAAUUUCGACUGUUUCUGAGACCAAGAAAACUGUAGAGCUGGAGCAGAAAAUCGCCAAAGAAACAGAAGAUGAGGUUAAAACUGUUGUAGGAGAAACCAAAACUAGUGAAACAAGUAAGCCAAAGGCUAAUAAAAAUGAUUCUGAAGAGAACGACUCUAGCGAAGAAGCUUCGAAAGAAACAUCUAAGGAAUUAUCAACUAAGACUUCGGCAGUUGACACUAAAGCCACUUCAGUUGAAACUGUGAAGGUCAAAGAUACAAGUGUGGUAAAAACCAACGAAGAAGCAAGUGAAGCUAAACCUGACGAAGCAGCACUAGAGAAAUCACUACCAGUGCUGACUGAGAAAAAUGAGCAGCAAACUAAAAGUGUUGUAGAGAAAACUGUUACAUCAGUUGAAAAAGAUCUGGCGAAUAAGAAACAACUUAAUGUGGUAGAGCCGCAAUACAGAACAAUUCCAGUUACGAUCGUACACGAUGAUCCAACAGUAGAGAACAUUGCUGUUAAAACAGUUUCUUCGGAAGAAAUCACACAAAAGAAGGAAGUUCAACCUGAUGGUCCAGUAGGAAGCCAGGUGCCACUGAACAACGACCCUGUUAUCAAGACUACUGUUGCAACUACUGCUUCUGAGGAUAAUCCUGUGACCGUGGUUGAACCUGUAGCAGUGGUAACCCCGGAGAAGUCUGAAGCCAAGUUGUCUGCAGUAAAAACAACUGAAGCAGAGAUAACCAAACCUGAAGAACAGAAAACGACCACAGCCGAAACAAAAGCAGAGGACAGUCCUGUUGUGGGGUCCGCAGAUAAAGUCAUCAGCCUUACUGGAAGUAUUGAUGAUGGCUUGAAUAAGAAAGAAGAUACCUCUGUAGUGUCUGCUGUUAAAGUUGUAAAAGCAGUAGAACAACAAGAUACAGUUAAAGCAGAACCACCCAAAGAACCCAGCGUUAAAAUAGUGGAAUCCGUGAAAGAUGAAGGGAGUUCAACUAAAGCCGCCAGUGAAGAUAGCGAAUCGUCUGAGGAGAAAGUUGAAAAUUCGAGUAUCAGUCGUAGUACAGUAGUAACUAAGGCAUUAAACGAUGCGUCUAACAAAGGUGAAGUUACGGAGGAAGCCAAGGAACCGGCUACAGAACAAGCAGAUACGACGACGACAGCUGCUACAACAACUGCUUCCGUGAAGUCGGAGGGCAAGAAGGGGAAGAAGAAGUUGCCAGGUUCGAACAAAAAACAGAAUACAAUCUAAUAUUCGAGGAUACAGUAAGCGUUUGCAUCAGGACCAGAAGAAAUCGGAAUGAGCAUCGGUGACUCAACUGGAAUGUGUCCCACUAAGCAAAAUAAAGAUUGCUACAUCUUCACCGGAAUGCACGUGUAAUCUGUGGACAGAUUGUAGCCGCGUGCCGAUAAAUUCUAUUUAAAAUUUUAAAAUAGUUUUACUCAAAUGAAACGUAAAAGUUUUGCCAAUAUGAUGGAAUCAACAUGAAGAGAGAACAGCAGAUCGAUCAGUUUGUCCAGUGUUGUUAUAUUACGCUUGUAAUAGGUUAAGAUAAAUAUAAUAUUUAAUCUAGGUAA